Messenger RNA from Rhizoctonia solani, 4818 nucleotides. RefSeq names its product Sec7 guanine nucleotide exchange factor. Gene Ontology annotation, molecular function: guanyl-nucleotide exchange factor activity. NCBI's taxonomy places the organism in Eukaryota, Fungi, Basidiomycota, Agaricomycetes, Cantharellales, Ceratobasidiaceae. The coding region runs from base 1 to 4818 and encodes 1605 amino acids. Gene Ontology annotation, biological process: regulation of ARF protein signal transduction. The record is from RefSeq and is a predicted model, not a curated record. The transcript has 9 exons.
AUGGUCACGGAGUCCUGGGGCCUUGGAUUGCAAAGACAACGACGACGACCCGGACAGAACAACACUGCUCCGCAGAUUGGGGUUGAGACCGGCAGAGACAAAGCGCUUCCUCCACCGCCUGACGAGGACGGAGGCAUUGGACUCGGCACGCCGAGUGCACAUGUAAACGGCCGUCGGGACAUAACGCCCCGCGCACAGAUACAGCGGGACAGAAACAUAACUCCGACGCCUCCCCUCCCAACAAUCACACCCCCCACACCGAUUGCACAGCGCAAACCAUCGAAAGAUAUCCGCAAGGUACGGAGCUCUGGCACUCUCAGAGACAUAUUCCCAGUUCAACCCCGGAGGAGCGAACACACAGACCGCGACCGCACAACGUCUUAUCCCGAGAUGCCCUCAAUCUUGUCUCCCCCACGCGGACGCCAAACAGCCCUAUCUUCCCCUUCCCUGAGCCAAACUGGUCGUACUCUAAGCCCCUCGGUCCCUCCUACACGUCAGACCAUGAUAUAUACUACUCGCUCCCAGCCCUGGCUCGACCGCGAGCAAGGUCACCUCGCAUGGGAAUCUAAUGCCGAGUUCGGCGGCCUUGCGCAGCCCGGCCCAGCUACAUCACAUUCCCUAGGCUCGCGCGACCAAAACCAGCACCGCGAACGUACCCGAAGACCGAGUGCUCCUGCCUCGCCCAACCUCAAAGGCAAGGCCAGAGAAAUCGAGCCCCUCCCUCAGGAUACAGCCAGUAGACGAUCUAUACUCGGCCGCCGCCCCUCGUUUUGGUCACGCAAGCCCAAGUCUAAACCCGAACUGGCGACUGCUACACUUGCGCCCAAUGUUUCCAGCCCUUCAUCUAAGCGGAGUCUGGAUGUUCCAAAAGCUGGAGCAGGGCCCAGUCGCUCAUCGACCAGUUUCGAGGACCUGAUGUCUCCGCGUUCGAGCACUUAUUCUCCCCGCACGGGCGCGAGCUCUCGCUCGAGCGUGCACAGAAUUAAUUCUCGACCAAGUAUCGACAAGCUCUCUGGGUUACACCACCAAUCCACAAACAACUCCCGCUUGACUCUACCCAGCCCUCGAGCGAGUGUUGAGUCCCGGACAAGCGUUGAUCUCACACUUCCGAACGUCAGGCCUACCAGCCCCUUGUUUACGGAAUUUGGAACAUAUCGUGCGAGUGUAGAUUUUGCGGCGGCUGGGGGGGCAAGCCUCGUGGCGCGGAGCAAACGAAUUAAAGGAGACGCACAAGUGAUAAUGGAAGGGGUCCCUACAACUGUCAGCCGCCCAGAAUCAUCUUCAUCUCAUCACCCGGCAGAAUCCGCUCCUAUAUCAAUACCAGGGACACAUACUCCACCCCGCCGUCGGAUGACAAACAACAGCAGUAUCGGGCGCGCUCAGUCAUGGCGGCGCAGCCUGGUUGAGAGCGCGCGGAAUCUAAUAGGUGGCUCAAAUGCAAGCCUUGAUGGCGGGGAGGAUAUCCUUUCGGGAUCACCAAUACAGGGGCUGGUUGGAUCACCUGCGCAAGGGUCACCUUUGGGGACUGCUUCGUCGUCGCCUGUCCCCUGGGUAAACAUAUCUACCAGCCCUCGCGCAUCUGGGUCAUCGCCUGUUCCACCUCUUGCUAUCGUUGCGCCCCCAUCAGCAGCACCGGUCGGCUCGUUACGCUCAAGGCAUGGCUCACCCAUUCCGACGGGCAUGAUGUCACCCACAACCGCCCAGCGUGUAACCUUUGGAGACAAUCCUCAACCUUCUCGAACCCGAACAGGGUCGAUAACCGCAGCAAUAUCUAAUUGGAGAGGGAAUUCGGGCGCUGAUGAUGAAGGCCGAGGGACCAGAACCGUUCGACGCGCCAAGUCCACAUCUCGACUUACAGCUACACUUGGUCCUACACGGCGGAGGUCGUUUUCUCUGUUUGGGCCAAGACCUGGGAGCGCGGGCCAGGCCCAGACUCAAGCACAAGUAGCACGGGAGCAAGAAAUGAAAGGGUCCGCACUCGGGCAUUCACAUCCUUCGGCUUUUGGACCCGCUACCGACCCGGCUCUGACGCUGACGCUGUCCCCACCGAUGUUAUCACCUGGCAGCGUGUUCGCAUCACCACAACCUAUGCCGCUAGAUGCGUUGUCUCCCGGGAUCCCGGGCACGCCUUUGACAGGGAGCCAACUCAGUCUGGGUGCCCCAGGGUGGGGUGGAUCUAGCAUCGGGCACAGUGGAGGCGGAUCUCAGUUUGGAUCUAAUACGAACGUAUCGGGUACAACUACCGCUGGGGCAAGUCGAGCGUCUUCCAUUCUGCUUCGGUCUCCUCUUCGUCCUAGGUCGAGCACGAACCCGCCCCUGCUUCGACGACUCAGCGGUGUAUUUGGAAGUGCGAACAGUGGGGGAUUCACAAGAGACAGGUCGGGUGAUAUGCUUAGUCCAGGGGGCAGGCCAGCCGAAAUAAACGGUGUUAAGCCAGGCGAGGGCUCGAAUUCGGGAUCCAGACCUGAGUCUUAUAAGAAGCUCAUGGUACGUGCGGAGGACGAUACACCCGUGGUCUUCCUUCAAAGGUUACUGGAAACCGUGAGCAAGAGCGAGAUUGCAAGUGCCAUUGCGAGCAAAAACGAUCCCUUCCACACCGCAGCACUCGCAUUGUUCAUGGAACGAUUUAAUUUUGUGUACGACCCGCUGGAUAUUGCCCUUCGUCGACUGUUAAUGGACCUGUCUUUACCCAAAGAAACGCAGCAAAUCGACCGAGUGAUGGAAGCGUUUGCGAAGCGCUACACGGAUUGCAACCCUGGACUGUUCGCCUCGGACGAUCAAGCUUAUGUUCUCGCGUUUAGCUUGAUGAUGUUGCAUACCGACGCCUUCAACAAGAACAACAAAAACAAAAUGACCAAGGUCGAUUAUGUGAAGAAUACUCGGAUGCCGGGUCUUCCGUCCGAGGUUCUUGACUACUUCUUUGAUAACAUUGUCUUUGCUCCAUUCAUUUUUAUCGAGGAUGCAACGGACGUAAAUGGCCAGCGCGGAUUCACAGAUAGGGUGACCAUGACUCCUGUGUUGGGUCCAACCAACUCUGGAUCGUUGUUGCCUACCAAACCAAAGAUUGACCCGUAUUACAUUAUCACUCAGAAUCUGCUUGAUCCACUGAGGGUACCUAUCGAAUCAUAUGUUCCUCAGGCUUCGCCGCUGAGGUACAAGGGAACAGCCGACAGGCUAGACGCGGUGCAGCUCCGUCGGGUCUUUGCAUCCAGUGUUCAGUUGGAAAUCGCUGGAACUGGGGCAGAAUCAGUUCGGAUCGGGGUGAACAAGUUUGGGCUCCUAUCGCGCAAAGAUGACCUCCUGGAAGGUGGACGCCGAGCUGCCAGUCGCAAGUGGCGUCGUUGGGCAGUGGUUCUCACUGGCUCACAGCUGCUUUUGUUCCGCGAGACGGCUUGGGCUUUGCUGGAUCCUCGACAGCCAUCGCCCGAAACAAGUUCAUUAAGGCCUGAAGAAGUUGUUUCCCUCAAAGAUGCGAUUGCAUUGUACGAUGCGAGCUAUGACAAGUAUACGCACGUGUUCAGGUUCAUCCUACCCACAGGGCGACAGCAACUUAUCCAGGCGGCCGAUGAGCAAGAUAUGAACGAAUGGAUCUCUCGUAUUAACUAUGCCAGCGCUCUCAGAUCCGCCGGAGUCCGUGUACGUGAAAUGACCAUGAACGCCGAAGAGACCCGUGCUACUGGUGUUGCUGCCGCGGUUUCCCAUGUGCGGGACCAACGGAGGGGCAAGGUCUCACCUCCAUCGUGGUCCAACGAGGAGCUCGACUCUACACAACAACCUGGGCCGAAGAUCAUGGAAAACCGAUCAGGACUGUCGUCAGAGGUCGAAUUGGAUGUGAUUGUCGAGUCGUCGGACGGAGGCAUGAAGGAUACCUUUGAUGAGAUUAAAGCCCAGUUGGCCAUUUCACAUCCCUUCCCCAUGGGCGGAUUAGCACCUCCUACGCCCGACAGACAUCAGGGGCAAAGCAGAGCUCGCGCACGAAUGACCACACGCGCUGAAGUCCUCCUUUCUAAAAUCAAGGAGCUCGAACAGAACAUCAACUCGGCGCAGACACUUCUCCAAAACGAGCUGCGCAUCGCCCGUAAUUUCGCGGUGUUGUCCCCGUUCCAACAAGCUACUCGGAAUAGGAUUCGACUCGCAGUCGAGGCGCUUGCAAGGCGUGUGCAGGCUGUUCGGAUGGAUAUAGCCAAGAUGGCUUGCCACCGUGACGUGCUCGCAGCAGAUUUGGCAGCUGAGGAAGAAGAGCGUGAACAAUUGCGUACGAUUGCUCUCGCAGCAGCCAGAGAACAGCUCUUGCUCACCGUCCCGCGCAUGAAGCUUUCGGUUUAUGAGGAUGUUGUAGAAGAGGAACCCGAACGUCGUCCCUCCCCUGCUGGGUCUGACGCAUCCGCAUCCGGCGCAUCUCCAGCCUGGUCUUUCCGCUCCACUACCGAUUAUCCAGACCCAAAUGAGGAUCCGACGCUCAUGGCCAAGCGUGAUACAUCGCUCACGACCCCCGAAAUGGAGAAUGAGCAACUAGCUCCUUCACCGAGAAAAUCCGAGGCAUCAUUACAACCCCGUCCAUCAUUUGCUGCAUCAGUGUCUUCCCGUAGCGGUAUCUCGUCCAGUGGCGAUAUAAACUUUACCCUGGCCGAGUCUGGGACUGCGGUCGCCGAAGAAACUGAAGAACAGGCCGAAGUCUGGCAUGCUACGCGAGCUGGACGACGUGUGAGCUUGGUUGAGCUCCCCCAACCAUCAGACAAGCUCAAACUUGCUCAACUCAUCCGCCAGCAUACGCAGUCUGAACAAGCGAUCAACGAGGGAGAUGGGCCCUCUUCUUAA